Messenger RNA from Plasmopara halstedii, 610 nucleotides. RefSeq names its product aldehyde mitochondrial precursor. The record is from RefSeq and is a predicted model, not a curated record. The transcript has a single exon. Lineage: Eukaryota; Oomycota; Peronosporomycetes; Peronosporales; Peronosporaceae. The annotation marks the transcript as partial. Gene Ontology annotation, molecular function: aldehyde dehydrogenase (NAD+) activity.
AUGGCUUGGAAGUUAGGGCCAGCUCUUGCUGCAGGUAAUACUAUCGUGCUUAAGCCUGCAGAGCUGACGCCAUUGUCAGCCCUACGUGUUGGUGAGCUCAUUGUCGAAGCUGGCUUCCCCAAAGGAGUGGUGAAUAUCGUUCCAGGCACUGGUGCCAUUGCCGGACGCCACUUAGCACAACAUCCGAAAGUUGACAAAGUUGCAUUCACGGGGUCCACUAAGACCGGCUACGAGAUUAUGCGCACGUCGCAUGUAAACAAUCUUAAGCGUAUCUCACUGGAGCUUGGCGGUAAGUCGGCCAACAUCAUCCUUGAUGACGCUGACAUCGACCUUGCAGUUCAGCAGUCACAUCUUGGUGCAUUCCAUAAUAAGGGUGAGAUCUGCAUUGCUGGAAGUCGUGUGUACGUGCAAGAAGGCAUCUAUGAUGAGUUUGUACGUCGCUCCGUCGAGGCCGCAAGUGCACGUGUAGUGGGUAAUCCGUUCAGUGCUGCCACUCAGCAAGGACCACAGAUCAGCAAAAAUCAGUUUGAUACAAUUUUACGAUAUGUGGAAAAAGGUGUCAAGGAGGGAGCUCGUUUGUUGACUGGAGGCAAGCGUUAUGGUGACAAAG